This is a messenger RNA of Cydia fagiglandana, 2505 nucleotides long. RefSeq lists its product as uncharacterized. The transcript is spliced from 9 exons. Gene Ontology annotation, molecular function: sequence-specific DNA binding. The coding region runs from base 146 to 1717 and encodes 523 amino acids. Gene Ontology annotation, cellular component: snRNA-activating protein complex. NCBI's taxonomy places the organism in Eukaryota, Metazoa, Arthropoda, Insecta, Lepidoptera, Tortricidae. Gene Ontology annotation, biological process: snRNA transcription by RNA polymerase III; snRNA transcription by RNA polymerase II. The record is from RefSeq and is a predicted model, not a curated record.
GUUUGGUUUGGUUUGGGAGUUUUGCUAUGGUUUUGCUUCUGAUUCCCGGCUUUGUUGUUCAAACUCAUAAUUUAUUCAAUUAUUUGUAUAAAACGUAAGAUAAAUCGGAUAUCCCUAAUUAGGCUACGUACGGACCACGUCCAAAAUGCCGCGCAAUCCAGCAAUACGGGUGUACAUAGCAGACGGGUUCGCGGAUGACUGCGAGGAACUAGUGCACCGCUGCUCCCGAGUGGACCGCCUCAACUACCCGACAUUCUGCUCGCAUUACACGGGGAUGAACUUCGCUGCGGUGUAUCAAAAUAGAUCAACAAAUGCAGAGAUAGGUGAACUUUCCGAGGAACUACUGCACAUAGCUAAACACUACAUGAUCCGAGAUACAAGCAACUUUGAGGAAUCAGUCGCCGGUCUAUUCCUCGUGUACGCGCUCCAGAACCUUCAGCCCUACCCUCGCUUCGCGGCGCUCCGCCUUGUAUCGGAUGACCUACCCGCCAUCGCGCGUUUCGAGCGCGUGGCGCGGCGCGACAACCGCCUCGACGUGUUGUACGUGUUGGCGAACGUGCUAGUCCGGGGGCCGGUGCAUUUCCAAGCGGCCGCGAGGCCGAGGGGCAUGGAGGCACCAUACAGGAAAAACCUGGAAGGCCUCUGCAACAUCGCCGCCCACGGUGUCCGUCCCAAAGGCGUAUAUUCGCGUCAAAACGAGGAGUUGGACCUUCUGAGAGACAUGAACGGCAUCUUCGAGCGCUACUCUAAGGCUAAAGCGCAGAUACCAGGAUUUCAGAGGCGCGAUGAGGCCGGCAGUAACUUGGCGGUGGAACUCACCGACUCCCUCAAGAGGGUCAUUAAUGGUAUCACAGAUGAUCCAGAAGGGAGCUCCGUGCUGGACCACCACAACACCGUGCAGGAGAUCAAAAAGCGAGCGAUGCGAAACGCUGUAUCUACUGUGAGACAUCUGGACUCUGCCGAGCAGAGACAGAAAAAUUCUACACCGAAAGUUGGACGCAGACAAGAAGGAGAAGUUGCGAAAAGGCUAAAAAGUUCAAGAAAAUCACUGAAAAUAAGAUCAAACUCCUGCAGUUCAUCAGAAGUGGACGAAGAUGAUAAAGACAUAGAAAUUCUAGCAAAAGACGUUAUGAGUCAAGCGAGUUUUAGAGAAAUCAUCAAGGAAAAGGAACCACAGUUAAAUAUAGAUUCUCUCCCGCGUUUACUAACUACAGAGACCGAUGGAAAAUUAUAUGAAAUUGAAAUUAUAGAUGAAAUGAAACGACCUUUACCGGUUUUAAAUAAAAAUGAUGGGAAAAUAGAGAUUGAAAUUAGUGAUCAAAUGAACUCGAGUGAACUAAACAGUGAAAAUGAUGGAAAACUCAUUGAAAUUGAAAUCUUAGAUGAAGUUAAAAAUUCAAGUGAUAUUUCAUCUGAAUCUUCUGAGGCAAAUAAUAGUAAGAUCGAUAUAGAAGUUAUAGAUACUACAAAAGGACAAAUUGGAAAAGUUAAUGAAACAAUUGAAAAACCAAAGAAAAGGGGAAGACCGAAGAAAAACGAGAAAAGCCCAAAGAAUGAAGAGAAAAAAACGAAUGAUGAUAUAUUAUUCAAACAGCCUGUAAGAGUAUCCCCUAGACUUAAGACGGUAUUAAAAAGAGAUCAGAAGAAACCUAUAUUAAAAUCGAAGUUUAAGAAAAUGGGAAUGUUGGAAGUAGCUAAUUUUGCAGAGAAAAAGUAGCGUUUUGAGAAAUAUAUUAAAUUGCUUUCGUAUUUAUUGUACUGGAAGGCAGUAUUAAUAUGUUUUGGGGUUUGACUACUGAUGUGUCGUCGAAAAGUUUCCAUAAUUGCGAAAUUUCAACAUGGAACAUUUUUGUAAAACAUUCACAUUUCUAUACCUAUGGGGUUCGAAAUUUUCCGUUUCUAAAAUGAAAGUUUCCUUAUUUUUUUGUGAAAGUUUCCUGUAAUUUCUGAGAACACUUAACUUUUUGGAAACUUUCGGCAAGUUGCACAUUUGUAGGUUUUACUGUGAUAUUGAUUUACUGUGUUAGUCCUGUGCCCUGUUUAUCAAAAGCUUGUCACUUGUAAGUGGAAGUCCAUUUCCAAUUAAAACCAAAAUAUUGCUUUGCUAAUCCGCGUAAAAGAUAACGUGCUAGUCAAUCAGUGCUAACCCGUUAUACUUAGGUACUUGCGUAUUUUUUACAUGCAAUUAAUCAAUAAGUUUUUGGCAAAAAUUUCGUUUUUGGUACAAGCUUUUAUCGCUGACUGUACUUUUCUUACGACAGACAACUAAUACUCAUCGAGACAAUUCUAAAAACCCAUAACACAAUUAAGUUGCGUUGUUUCAUCACAGAGUUCCUAUGGCCACCUCCUGUCUCCAUCAUCAGAUCAGUUCGAUAGUACCAUAUUAUUGUAUUGUCACCAGAACUACAUACAGCUGCCAAUUUUCAUGACGCUACGAUCCUUGGAAGAUGGUUAAAUUAGUUACCUUAGAUUCCAUUACAUAGUUAGUUACAUACAGGUCGACCU